GUCGAGCGUCGAGCCGACAUGGCGGCCGCCCGCCCGGCGCGCGCUGCUCGGCCCCCAGGGCCGACGGUGCUCGAGACGGCGCCUCUCCAGCCGGCGACCAAGGCGCGCUGCCAGCAGGUCUACGAGGAAUUCGUGGAAUGGGCCGCGGGGCGGGCUCUGGACACCUUGGGCCAGGUGGGCGUGGCAUUGGCGCUCUGGCUGGGCGUUCUCUACCUGGGCGGGGGUGCCCUGAGCGCGGGCUCCUGGGGCUGCGCGGCGGCGACCUACUUCGCUGGCCUCGACAAGGGCGGCGCCUCCCCGGCCGCCGCCCAUGCGCAUGUGCCCUACGUGGUGGUGGCCACCAUUGUUGCGGCGAUGCUGGCCAUGCGCAAGCGGGAGAGCGCGCUGGCGGUCCUGCUGAUCUUGGAGCACUUGAGGCUGGGCGAGACGUCCCGGAUCCGGUCGGUCUACCUCGCGCCGCCAGUGGCGCGCGUCAGCGGGGCGGCCCAUGGGUGCAUCGCCCCGCGCGCGGCCGAGACGGAGCGCGAAUCCAAGACGGGCGAGUUCGCCGAGAGCCUCAGCCUCGACCUCUGGCGACAGACCGCGCUCGGGCUCGCGCUCAAACUGAUGGUGGCCCAUCGCCUUGGGGCCGAGUGGUGGGCUGCCCAGCGGCGGUUCGCCGGCGCGGGGAGCCCGCGGGCGGCGCCGCUCUUCGCGGCGGCGCUCCGUGCA
This is a messenger RNA of Prorocentrum cordatum, 711 nucleotides long. Lineage: Eukaryota; Dinophyceae; Prorocentrales; Prorocentraceae. The record is from the annotation of a GenBank genome assembly.